ACCACAUGGGGUUAGCUUAGUUAUCCCCUUUCUUCAUCUAAAUACUCUCUCACGCAACUACUUACGCCACACUCUCUUCUCUUCUUCCUCUCAAUGGCUCCCCCAAAAUCAAAACUCAAAACCCUAAUUUCUCUCUCUAAACUCUUCUUUACUUUCUCUUUCCUCCUUCACACCGCCAUUGCCGACGAUGGCGCGUUCAUGUCAAAACUCGCGAAAUCUCUCACUCCACCUCCGUCAGGGUGGUCGGGAAACUCGUUUUGCAGCUGGAACGGUGUGAAAUGCGACGGUUCAGACCGUGUUACGUCGUUAAACUUGGCUUCGAAAUCACUCACCGGAACAUUACCUUCCGAUCUGAACUCACUCUCUCAGCUCACUACACUUUCUCUUCAAUCCAACUCACUCACCGGCGCGUUGCCUUCUCUCGCGAACCUCACCAUGCUUCAAACGGUUUUCCUUGGAGGAAAUAACUUCACUUCAAUCCCAGAUGGUUGUUUCGUUGGACUCACCAGUUUGCAGAAGCUCUCCCUGACGGAAAACAUCAAUCUCAAACCGUGGAAGCUUCCCAUGGAUUUCACUCAGUCUUCGAAUCUCGUUGAGCUUGACCUAGGCCAAACAAAUCUCAUUGGUUCAUUGCCGGAUAUUUUCGUUCCGUUGGUUAGUUUGCAGAAUCUGAGGUUAUCUUACAAUAAUCUCACUGGAGAUCUACCUAACUCGUUUUCAGGAUCUGGGAUUGUGAAUUUGUGGCUCAAUAAUCAGAAUGACGGGUCUGGUUUUACCGGUUCAAUUGAUUUGCUUGCGUCUAUGUCGCAUUUGGCUCAAGUUUGGUUUCAGAAGAAUAAGUUUACUGGUUCAAUUCCUGAUUUGUCUAAUUGUACUAACUUGUUUGAUCUUCAGCUUCGUGAUAAUCAGUUAACAGGUGUUGUUCCAUCCUCUUUGAUGAGUUUAUCGAGUUUGGCGAAUGUUUCUUUGGAUAAUAAUAAGUUGCAGGGUCCUUUGCCUUCUUUUGGGAAAAGUGUAAAGGUUACUCUUGAUGAAGGGAUCAAUAGUUUUUGUAAGACUACUCCUGGACCUUGUGAUCCGAGGGUUAGUACUUUGCUUGAUAUUGCUGCUGGUUUUGGGUAUCCACUUCCAUUGGCGAAUUCUUGGAAAGGGAAUGAUCCUUGUGAUGAUUGGACCUUUGUUGUGUGUUCCGGAGGGAAGAUUAUUACGGUUAAUUUAGCGAAGCAGAAUUUGAAUGGAACUAUUUCGUCUGCAUUUGGGAAUUUGACUGAUUUGAGGAAUUUGUAUCUGAAUGGUAAUAAUUUGACAGGUUCAAUACCGGGGAGCUUGACGGGUUUGACUCAGCUUGAGGUUUUGGACGUGUCUAAUAACAAUCUAUCUGGAGAGAUUCCUAAAUUUUCGGGUAAAGUGAGGUUCAAUUCGGCUGGUAAUGGUUUGCUUGGAAAGUCUGAAGGUGAUGGAGGAAGUGGAACUGCUCCACCAACGGAUCCUAGUGGUGGGCCGAGUGGAAGUCCUCCGGAAAAGGGUGGUUCUUCGUUGUCACCUGGUUGGAUUGCAGGUAUAGCUGUUAUUGCUGUGUUUUUUGUUGCAGUGGUGUUGUUUGUGUUUUGUAAGUGUUACGCUAAAAACAGGAGGCAUACGAAAUUUGGAAGGGUUAAUAAUCCUGAAAAUGGUAAAAAUGAUGUUAAAAUUGAUGUCAUGAGUAAUGUUUCCAAUUCUAAUGGAUAUGGUGGAGUUCCGAGUGAGUUACAGAGUCAGGGAAGUGAGCGUAGUGACAACCUUCAGGUUUUUGAGGGUGGAAAUGUUACUAUUUCAAUCCAAGUUCUUAGACAAGUAACCGGUAAUUUCAAUGAAGAUAACAUUUUGGGUAGGGGAGGAUUUGGAGUUGUUUAUAAAGGGGAACUGCAUGAUGGAACUAAGAUUGCUGUCAAGAGGAUGGAAUCUGUUGCAGUUGGAACUAAGGGAUUGAACGAGUUCCAAGCAGAGAUUGCAGUUCUGACUAAAGUUAGGCAUAGGCAUUUGGUUGCUCUUUUAGGAUACUGCAUAAAUGGCAAUGAAAGGCUUUUGGUGUAUGAGUAUAUGCCUCAAGGAACAUUAACGCAACAUCUGUUUGAUUGGGGUGAAAAUGGAUGCGCUCCUUUGACUUGGUUACAGAGGGUAGCAAUAGCUUUGGAUGUAGCACGAGGAGUAGAAUACUUGCACAGCUUAGCUCAGCAAAGCUUCAUUCACAGGGACUUAAAACCCUCCAACAUACUGUUGGGUGAUGACAUGAGAGCAAAGGUUGCAGAUUUUGGGUUGGUUAAAAAUGCACCGGAUGGCAAAUAUUCCGUCGAGACAAGGUUGGCUGGAACAUUUGGAUAUUUGGCACCUGAGUAUGCAGCCACUGGAAGAGUGACAACCAAAGUAGAUGUUUACGCAUUUGGAGUAGUUCUGAUGGAACUGAUUACUGGUAGAAGGGCAUUAGAUGAUACUAUGCCUGACGAAAGAUCUCAUUUGGUUUCAUGGUUCCGUAGGGUACUAGUCAACAAGGAGAAUAUCCCUAAAGCAAUUGAUCAAACGCUCAACCCCGAUGAAGAAACCAUGGAGAGCAUAUAUAAAAUUGCUGAGCUGGCAGGCCACUGCACUGCUCGCGAACCAUACCAGAGACCAGAUAUGGGUCAUGCAGUGAAUGUCCUGGUUCCUUUAGUAGAGCAAUGGAAGCCUAGCAACCACGAAGAAGAAGACGGUUAUGGUAUUGACCUUCACAUGAGCCUUCCUCAAGCUCUACAAAGAUGGCAAGCCAAUGAAGGCACUUCCACAAUGUUUAAUGACAUGUCUUUCUCACAAACCCAAUCAAGUAUUCCAUCAAAACCUUCAGGAUUUGCAGACUCAUUCGAUUCAAUGGAUUGCCGGUAACAAAAAUGACAACUUCUAAUUGCUUCUCAUUAAGCUGUUUUGAUCAAGCAGCAUUGCGAAAUUGUAUCACAAAUUUCAUUUGUUUAUUUUUUGAAAAUGUCAAUUUUUUGGUGUUGUUGCAAUCUCUCCUGAUGUAUAAGUCUGAAUUGGUUUGUUAGUGUUUGGGAUUGUUAGAUAGAAAAUAUUAUUAUAGAAACGUUAAUUGUAUGAUAUAUUUAACAUAUUUUAAUUAUGAGAAGAAUAUUUGCUGUA
Medicago truncatula (barrel medic) is the source of this 3147-nucleotide messenger RNA. Its product is annotated as receptor-like kinase TMK4. The coding region runs from base 94 to 2895 and encodes 933 amino acids. Gene Ontology annotation, molecular function: ATP binding; protein kinase activity; protein binding. Lineage: Eukaryota; Viridiplantae; Streptophyta; Magnoliopsida; Fabales; Fabaceae. The transcript has 2 exons. The record is from RefSeq and is a predicted model, not a curated record. Gene Ontology annotation, biological process: protein phosphorylation.